AAUAUUUUUCAGAAAACAAUGCAGUAUUGUGGUGGAGAAAAAAUUUUAGUUUUGUGUGUCUAAAUCAAAAUAAAUCAAAGAAUUGCAUUAACGUUUUGAUUCAGACAUUUUUGACUACAAAAUCUGAUAUCCAAAAUGGUUCUUCCUGUAUCUGUGUACAAUGCUCUGCUUACACUCUUCGACAUGGUUCUCUUAGGCCUCCAGAUUAUUUACUUCAUAUUGGAGGCAGCAUAUGAGUCCAUCAUACCACGAAAGGAGAAGGAGCUACAAGGCGAGGUUGCUGUUGUGACCGGAGGCGGACAUGGUAUCGGACUGGAGCUAGUUAGACAAUUAUCAGAUCUUGGUGUAAAAGUGGCAGUUUGGGAUAUAAAUGGACAAACUGCAAAUUUAGCAGUUAAAGAAAUAGAAAAGAAAGGAGGUUUGGGGCUUCCACUGACUGUAGAUGUUUCUGAUAGGGAGAGUAUUCGUCGUGCCGUUGAUAAAACAAGAUCUGAACUGGGAGAAGUUACUUUACUCUUUAACAACGCCGGAAUCAUGCCCUGCAAACCUUUCUUAAACCAUAGUGGAGCAGAAAUCCAGAAAAUAUUCGAGGUGAAUGUUUUCUCUCAAUACUGGACGCUCAUGGAGUUCCUGCCCAGGAUGAUAAGUUUGAACCGAGGCCACAUAAUCUCCAUGUCCUCCAUGGCUGGGAUUACAGGUACACCCAACCUUGUACCGUACUGUUCAAGCAAGUUUGCCGUCAAGGGACUUAUGGACGCUCUCUUUUUAGAACUCAGAUCUACACAUCCUGACACCAACGUGAAACUAACAACAAUUCAUCCUUUUGUAGUUGACACUGGUCUCGCACAGAAACCAAGGUCUCGGUUUGAGAGUAUAAUACCGAUAACUGCCCCUGACUCCGCGGCUGCUCAAGUUAUCUCCGCUACUAGACGAGAUUAUGAAUAUGCAUUUAUACCUUCCAUUCUCUGCCCUCUAACAGCUUUAUCCAAACUAUUUCCACGAAAGGCCCAGCUGGCUCUCCUUGAUUUCACCGACUGCAAUUGUGAUGCACAUGAAUAAUAUGGACAUUAGACAAUUGACAUGGGGCACCUGCAGAAUAUCUUUUUUAAUUAUAAACCUUGACGGACAAGUACGAUGUACGAUGUAAAUCUUGUUUAAAAUUUUGUAAAUAACAAGGGGACUGAUUACUCACUACAAUCUAAUUUUUUACUCUCUGUAUCUGUAUUCUGGUGGUUUACUCCUUGGAUAUUUUAACUACUGGAUCUAGCAUAUUUCCUAGUUAGAAAUACGUCCACAGCGUCAAAUUUUAAAGAUUUAAGAAUUAGAAGAUUAAAGUUGGAGCUUAAAAAUCAGUUCCUUAAAGACUUUCAAGAAUGGUUGGGGUUAGCUGGCACAUUCAUCCAGUAUAACCCCUUCCCCUCCACACACACACUUUCCCAACCACCCUGUAAGCUAGUUCAGCUCACAAGAUGUUUUAAUUGACUAACAAUAUGUUGAAAGGUUUUACUAACUUGUUCAUUAAAUAUAAUUUGGACUUGUAAUUUGUUGUAAUUUGUUCAAAAUAUCUAAGAUGACUUUCCUAAUUUGUUCACAAAUGUUGUAUUAAUGUAACGUUCGCAAGUUCUUAAUUAACAAUGAUUAAAGGCAACUUAAAUAAUAUAUAUAUUGGACCUACGCACUACAUUGUGCGGAAAUAUUAAAAAUAUUUUAUUUUUUAAUUAUAGCAUGCGAAAUAAGAGUAAAAAUUGUUCAUAAAACACAAAACAAGAAUUAAAUACUACUGUGUUUUUUAUUUUAAGCAGCAUUUACUAACGCAUUUUUCGAUGAGACCAAAACUGACCAUCGCAAAUGGUUAUUUGUGGCUGAAAAUUAAUACCGGUUAUAUACGUGAUUUUUUAAUUUUUCCAAAAUAUGUUGAUAUGGGUAUCAAAAGAUCCGUCUCGCAAAGCCUAAUUCAACGCAGCAAACGGUUUGUAAAAAUAUUCAAAAACAUGUGAUAUAUUAAAGUGGAAAACAUUUGGAAAAUUACAAGAACUAGGCUAUUUUUCAUUUUUUUUUGUAAAACGGUUUUUUCUGUUGAAUAUGGCUUUAAAAUACGGAUGUUUUGAUGCCCACAUCGACAUAUUUUGAGAAGAAAAAAACACUUAUUAGCUUUUUAUCACAAAAGGGCAUUUGCUAUGGUAAAUUUUGAUUUUAGCGAAAAAUGCCUUUUGUAAAUGUUAAAACUACAUUAGUAUUUACUACUUACAAUUGAUUCCUCUCAGAUUUGUGAAACAUCUUUCCCCCUUAAUGUUAAAUGCUCAUCAAGAUCUAAGAAAUUACGAUGAAGAUAUUAUUAAUAUUAAUACCCGACAAAUUGUCAACUAUAGUAAUUAAUGUAUUAAACAAUGUAUUUUGGUAUUACUGAUUUUAAAUAUAACUUACUUUAGUUUUGUUA
Molecule: messenger RNA, 2437 nt
Organism: Eurytemora carolleeae
Lineage: Eukaryota; Metazoa; Arthropoda; Copepoda; Calanoida; Temoridae
Product: estradiol 17-beta-dehydrogenase 11
Exons: 12
Coding region: 136-1059 (307 amino acids)
Cellular component (GO): lipid droplet
Molecular function (GO): oxidoreductase activity, acting on the CH-OH group of donors, NAD or NADP as acceptor
Source: RefSeq, a predicted model, not a curated record